UGUACGUCCAGAACAUCGCAUUUGGGAGCAAUCUCAAUGUUCAGCUUCUCGCCCUUUUAUCUGUAAGAAAAAGUUUUCAACAGAGCCUUCGACAUCACCGGGUGAGGAAUCUGCUCAUCAAGAAGAAAUGUCAAAACUAUUGACAUCAUUAAGUGAGUCGAUUGACUGUCAGCGGGAGAAUUGUAAAGAAGAAACAAAGGAAAAGAAACAAAGUGUUGAGGAGUUAAUUUCUUCAGCCCAAAGAAAAAUUGUUGAAAUAGUGAACUCUAGUACCUUUAUUUAUACGUUUACUAUGGUGGAACGCAAUAUUGAAUUAGAUGUUUUUACGAGUAAAUUCAUAGAUCUACAGUAUCAAAGAUCGAAUGCCACCUCUGUUCCAACUAAAUCCAUCGCGAUGAUGUGCCAAAAUCGAUCAUCAUGUAUUGUCAAAGGAGUGAUAAUGGAAAUAAGUAACAUCACGAUCAGUUUAUCAAAAUCGCCGAACAACUCUGCAGCGCAACAAGCGGAUACAAUGUCGGUGGAUUACCUCGUUGAUGGACAAUUGCUCAACAAGUUAGACGAAGGCGAGCAAGUAUCGCUAAAUUUUGAAGUGGAAAAGUGGUAACAGGAAGUCAGGUCAGGUGUAUGUUCUUGGAUGGACUUCUUUGGAAUACGACAGGAAUGAAAGUUAAUGCCUCGAAGGGCAACGACGUUGUUGAAUGUGUAACGAGUCAUUUUUCUAGCUUUGCAAUGGUUGUUCUUGAUUCAGAGGCAAGUGAAGCUGAUAAAGAUGCUUUAAAGUUCAUCAGUUAUAUUGGCUCAGGAUUGUCGCUGGUUGGUCUGGUUUUGACAUGCCUUAUCUACAUCAUUCUACACAAAGAUUUGCAGAUUUUGACGACCAGUCGACACUUGGUACAUUUGAACUUGCAGAUCGCGCUGGGACUGACCCAGAUUGUUUUUCUCGCAGGAGGCAGUGCUACACAUGAUGAGAUUGCCUGCAAGGUCGUUGCAAUCUUACUGCAUUAUGUUUCACUGGCAUCAUUUUGUUGGAUCCUUCUUGAGGCGGCCAUGUUGUAUUUGAAACUCAUCUCUGUGUACGGUGGAGAAUUCGUUAGAAUGAGAAAUUUUUAUGCUUUUGGUUGGGGAUUUCCUUUGAUUUUCGUUGGUUUUUCUUCUGGUUUGAAGAUUAAUGCUUAUGGUUCUGAGAAAUGGUGCUGGUUGUCUUACAAAGAAGGAUUCUUUUGGGUGUUUUUUGCACCAGUAGUCAUCGUAACAACGGUAACAUUGGUCGUCUUGAUUGCUGUGGCUCAUGUUUUAUUUCAUGCUGCAAAGGCUCAAAGCAGUAAUAUGAAAUACAUUGUUUCUGCCGCGCGAGGCAUAAUCAUUCUUUUCCCAACUCUUGGUCUCUCGUGGGCAUUCAGUGUCAUCGCUUUCAACCAUGAAGCCAUGAUCUGGAAAUACCUAUUCGUGAUAUCGACAUCGACACAGGGCUUUCUUAUCUUUCUCAUAUACGGGAUUUGUAAUCGCGAGAUUCGAUCUGCAAUCAAGCGGAGGAUCGAAGUCAGCCCAACGACUUUAACAACAUAGCCCUUCACUUUCAGACUGAAACAGUUUUUAUGGUGGCUCUGCCAGCUGUUCGUGAAUGCGACGAACGUGUAUUUGUAAUAAACUAAAUAUUAAUAAUAAUAGAAAAAUAAAUCGGAAAGCAAAACAUGUAGUUUUAGCGUAAUUUAAUUCACGAAAUAGUAAUAUUAAUAACCGCACAAAAUUAAUUAAAUUUCUAAAUAUUAAAUGAUUGUAUAUAAUGUAAAGUCCGGACAACUAAAGUAUCGAGACUGGAUCAAAGAUGU
Molecule: messenger RNA, 1829 nt
Organism: Dendronephthya gigantea
Lineage: Eukaryota; Metazoa; Cnidaria; Anthozoa; Malacalcyonacea; Nephtheidae
Product: adhesion G-protein coupled receptor D1-like
Exons: 17
Coding region: 625-1566 (313 amino acids)
Biological process (GO): adenylate cyclase-activating G protein-coupled receptor signaling pathway; cell surface receptor signaling pathway
Cellular component (GO): membrane
Molecular function (GO): G protein-coupled receptor activity
Source: RefSeq, a predicted model, not a curated record